AUGUUCUACGAAACUUGCAGUGCGUUAGAUGAGGGAACUGAACCCAAGAGAAAGAAACAGAAGACGAAAAGCAACAAUACACAAAUGCAUCCGCAGGGUCCCAAGCCAGCUGGUUGUUCUGAUGACAACUACUGUAAGGCCUGUGGCAAUUGGGGGCACAAGAGAAGGACGAGUCGUCUUUGUCCUAAGAACCGUAAGCUAUGUGAUAGCCAUCCAUCCGUCAGUGCGUUAGAAGGAAUGACCGACGACCAAGUGAAAGAAACACAACAGAGUCUUCUUGACAGCAUUCCUCUUGAAAUGGAAGAAACAGAAGCCCACAAUCGAACUCUCAUAGUGGAGAACAUCCUGGAAGACAACGACAAUGAUGAAGACGACAUAAUGAACUAA
Seminavis robusta is the source of this 387-nucleotide messenger RNA. The record is from the annotation of a GenBank genome assembly. Lineage: Eukaryota; Bacillariophyta; Bacillariophyceae; Naviculales; Naviculaceae.